AUGGAGGAUCCCAUCCGUGUCGAAGCAGGCUCAGCGACUUGCCUGGCGGCCGUCUUUUGGAUGAAGUACGCAUUGCUUGUACAGUGCGUUUUCAGCGGUGACCACGUGUCAACUUGUUUGCCAGAUUUUGCCACCAAGGACAGCGCCAAGACGUGCCUCGAUUCCUUGGAGAUCCACGCUUCACAAAAGUUUGCGACGCCUUUGUUGAAUAAUGUGUUUGAAAUGGUUGUCCUCAGUUCAGACGACGGGUCUUCCUUCAUUUUGGGCGCCGACAAACGGGCGUUUGUGAGGUGGCAACAGCAAACGACUACGUUGGAAGAAAUGGUGCAAGCCGUUGCCCAUCAUUUAAAG
Molecule: messenger RNA, 351 nt
Organism: Symbiodinium natans
Lineage: Eukaryota; Dinophyceae; Suessiales; Symbiodiniaceae
Source: the annotation of a GenBank genome assembly